Messenger RNA from Penicillium lagena, 1440 nucleotides. RefSeq names its product alpha/beta fold hydrolase. The transcript is spliced from 3 exons. Gene Ontology annotation, molecular function: hydrolase activity. The record is from RefSeq and is a predicted model, not a curated record. Lineage: Eukaryota; Fungi; Ascomycota; Eurotiomycetes; Eurotiales; Aspergillaceae. Bases 1 to 1440 code for a protein of 479 amino acids.
AUGGCGAGCUUCGUGGCCCGCUCCCUCACCUCGGCCGCUGUCCUUGCCUAUGGCUUCUUCACGGUGUUGCUCUUCGGCUGCAUUGCAAUCAAGCAGGGGACCUUCUUCCAGCGGGCGACGGAGAAAGAGAAGCUGGAGCUUCAGCUUGCUCGUGAUCGACUCUGGAACCUCUCCAAAGACUGGUCUGGCCUUUCUCACCACAUGAUAACCCUCCGCAGCGGCUUCCAAUUCCAUUUCGUCAGCAACGACGCCCCUGCCACGCCCGCCGCCUUGAAAUCCUCCAAACCUUUGGUCAUCCUUGUGCAUGGCUUCCCCGAUAGUUGGGCGGUAUGGCGACAACUCAUGAGCUCGCCCUCUCUGCAGAAGACGGCGACUCUCGUUGCCAUUGAUCUGCCGGGCUAUGGAGGCACCGAGAGUCUGGACACGUACUCGGCCACGAAUAUCUAUGAAAAAGUGACGGAGCUCAUUGUGGCGCUGCGGGUUCAAUACGGGGUGGAUCAAGGCGAGGAGAGCAACAAGAAGAAGGCGAUUGUGGUUGGGCAUGAUUGGGGAUGUGUGGUGUGUAUGCGACUUGCUGCUGAGGCGCCGUCUCUGGCGCAUCGAUUCAUCCUGACCAAUGGGCCAUUGGUGAGUCUGGUUGAAUCUAAUAUCCGCCGCUUGCUCUCCUCGUCCCUCAAGAUGUUCAAGACCGCCGUGCUCUCUCCUCACCGAUCCUGCACCCCGCUAGUCCAAGCAUUUCGCACUCUGGUCCCUUUGUUACGCCAGCUGGUUCUGUCUGGAUACAUUUUUGCAUUCCAAUUGCCUUUCCCCAUGGUCCAGUACUUCAUGCUCGGCGGCAACUACUCCCUGAUGAAGGGCAUCCACAAAGCAUCCACUGGCAACGCCGAACUCACUCCGGUCGAUGCCGCCGAGUCCAUGGCUAGCGGCAUGGGCCCAUCCACUGCAGAGAGCCGGACCCAGACUGCAUCGGGGGAUACAUACCCCGCCACGCUCCACGACGAGCGCGCAUACGCGUCGCUGAACCACAAGGUGCGCUAUUACCGCGACGGCGCAGGCACCGGGCGCUGGCAGAAAUCCCUCGAGACCAUCGCCAGCUUGCACAGUCUUGGAGGAGGGCAUGAGGUGCGCCGAACCAGCAGCGGAGCCGGCCUCUUUGACGAAGGGCCCCCCGGUGUGCUCAAGGCCAGCUCGACGAUCAUCUGGGGCCAGAAGGACAUUGCGCUCGACCCACACAUCUGUCUAGAUGGCAUUUCGGACUACCUGGUGCAUGGUAGCCAGGUCGUAAUGCUCCCCAAGUCGGGCCAUUGGACCCCUGUUGAGACGGAGAGCCGUGCGGCCAUCGAGAAGGCCAUUGAGUGGGCUGCUCUGGGCGAGAAGCAGGAUGUUGAGGUUGCCAUUCAGGCGGCGUACCCGAAUGCCAAGGUGACUGCUCGUCGAUGA